CCAAAUCGUUCUGAUGGACACGUAGAAGGGAGGCAAAGUGGGGCUGGACUUUAGAUUUGGGACGUCGGGUUGUUUCUGUUUGGAUUUGUCUGUCUGAAGGACCGUGGAUACUACAGGAAGGUUUUGGAGAGAUGUCUGAUUCAUCAGGGGCAGGAACACCUGCCCCUCAGCAGCAGAAGAGGAAGCAGGUGUUUCACGGUUUGGAGGAUCAGAAAAAGAUCUACACGGACUGGGCGAAUCAUUACUUGGCAAAAUCAGGACACAAGCGGCUGAUUAAGGACCUGCAGCAGGAUGUCAGUGAUGGAGUUCUGCUGGCGGAAAUCAUCCAAGUUGUAGCCAAUGAAAAGAUUGAAGACAUCAAUGGCUGUCCGAAGAGCCGCUCUCAGAUGAUUGAGAAUAUUGAUACCUGUCUGGCGUUUCUGGCAGCUAAAGGUGUGAACAUACAGGGACUGUCUGCUGAAGAGAUCAGGAAUGGUAAUCUGAAGGCGAUUUUGGGGCUUUUCUUCAGUUUGUCUCGCUACAAACAGCAGCAGCAGCAGAGACAGCAGCCUGUGACACACACACACUCACACAGCGCUCAGAGCAGCACAAACUCUCCCCCCCCGCAUGGGACACACACACACCGAGUGCAGGCAGAGAUGCAGUCCAGACUCCCUGGCCCUACAGCCCGGGUGUGUGUUGUGGGCAGUGAGGGGUCUCCCCGGGGGUCCGUCAGUUCAGCAGGGAACCGUCGGAGUCAGGCCUUCAGCAGCGAGAAGAACAGCAAAACUGCAGUUCCUCAGCCCAAAGAAUCAUUGGACAGCAUCUCCUCCCAUCCUCCAGGUAUGACUGAGCAUGCACCGUCGUCCCUGGCAACCGUCAGCACCUCCAUCUUCACCAGCACUGUGGCAUCUUCCUCCUCCUCCUCAUCUUCUGGCUCUGCCAUCCCUCAGCCCAACUCGAGCAGCAAACCCUGGAGGAGCAAAUCUACGAGCACCAAGCACACAUCUACCUCCACCAUUCUUACAGCUAAGCAGGAAGCUCUGGCUAAGCAGCCAGCGCCCGCAGAACCCCCUUCGAAAGCCCUUCCGCAGAGGUCCAUGCUGGAGAAGCUGAAGCUCUUCAACAGUAAAGGAGGCUCCAAGUCCUCUGCGCAGCCAGAGGGCGCUGUGGUGCCUCCAGCUGUGGGGAAAGACACAGCUGUGGUGCUGGAGAAAGUAGAGGCUAGUGCUAACACCGAGCCUCUGGAGGAGGCUGAGGGCAAUGCUAGGCCUGCUAACGGAUUAACUAGCAGCAGCCCAAAAAUCGCCCUGAAGGGCAUCGCUCAGCGGACCUUUAGCAGAGCGCUAACGGCUAAGAAAACCUCAACGAAAAAUGUGGAGAAGGAGAAAGAGAAGGAGAGGGCGAAGGAGAAGGAGAAAGAGAAAGAAAAGGAGCAUGGAAAAGAGGAGUCCAAGCAUCAAGUGACCUCUGAGAAGGCGGUGUUUAAAGAGGAGGAAGUGACCGGAGCAUCAGAAGUGGCAGAGGCGGAGCCUAAAAGAAACUCUAAAAUUGCUAGCUUUAUUCCUAAAGGGGGUAAACUCAACGCCAAGAAGGAUAACUCUGCCCCUGCGCACAGCAGCAUCCCCAAACCCGGCAUUAAAAGUUCUGCGGGUGGGAAAGGCUCAGGAGCGGCCCUCGGUGGCAAAGACAACGAGAGGCCACGUAGCAUUCGGCUAGGUGGAGGGAUCAGUCUCCAUAGAGACAGCCGCCACUCCUCCUCCUCCUCCAGCCUUGCUUCCACUGAGGGUAAAGCCCACCAGACCAACAGCACCGCCCAGGUGGCUAAUGGAGGUACUACACAGUCCACAGCCAGCAACACAGUCAGUGUGCAGCUGCCUCAGCCUCAGCAACAGUACAGCCACCCAAACACAGCCACCGUCGCACCGUUCAUGUACAGAUCCCAGACGGAAGGAGAUGACAGUAUUACCAUGGAAACAGGCUCCGGAGGACACACUGGGGACUCCGGCAACUUCAGCAAGACCAACCAGACGUCCAUAGAAGACUUAUCAGGUGAAGAUCCUGAGACCAGGAGGCUGAGAACCGUUAAAAACAUUGCAGAUCUCCGGCAGAAUCUGGAAGAAACCAUGUCCAGUUUGCGAGGGACUCAGAUCACACACAGCACUUUGGAAACAACCUUUGACAGUGGGGUUACCACAGAGUUAAGUGGCCGCAGUUUGCUGUCCCUGUCGUCCCGUCCGGUUCCGCUGGCCUGGGCCAGCCGAGUUGGUCAGUCCAGUCCGAGGCUGCAGGCAGGCGAUGCUCCCUCGCUGGGGAAUGGUUACCCUGGUCGUGGGGGUGCAGGGCCGGCUCAGGGGCGGUACCUUUACCCCGCCCCCCUGCGCAGGCAGCUGGUGGCACGCGGCAGCGCCCUCUGUGGGCUAGAGCUGAGAGAGCGGGGAGAGGAGCUGGAGAUGGAUGUUAGCGGCUAUGUUAGCGAUGGAGACGUGCUGGCUAAGAACGCCCGCAUUGAUGAGAUUACCAGUGGCUACAUGACGGACGGGGGAUUGAGUCUGUACACUCGGCGGUUGAACCAUUUGCCGGACGGCAUGGCCAUGGUGAGGGAAACGCUGCAGAGAAACGCGUCCACCGGCCAGGGAGAUGCAGACAGUUGGGAUGACAGUAGUUCAGUCAGUAGUGGAAUCAGUGAUACAAUCGACACCGAUGACAUCAACACCAGCUCCUCCAUCAGCUCCUAUGCCAACACACCUGCAGCUCCACGCAAACACCUCAACGGCCAGCCUAAAACUGACGCGGAGAAACACUCGUCGGUCGAACAUAACUCCACCUGGUCGGGCGACGAGGUCAAAAGGUCAGACGGCGGCUCGGACAGUGGAGUGAAGAUGGAGUCCGGCUCAAAGUGGCGACGGAACCCUUCAGACGUGUCAGACGAGUCGGAUAAGGGUGGCUCUGGGAGGAAGGGUGUGUCCAUCUCACAGACCGGCUCCUGGAGGAGGGGCAUGAGCACACAGGUGGGCGUGACCACGCCUAGGAAGAAAAGUACCACUGUUACCACAGGAACGGGGAUACUGAAAACACAUGGGACAGCUAAAACAGAUGAUGCUAAAGUCUCAGAGAAAGGCCAUCUGUCUCCGCGGCCCAGCGGAGUCAAUUGUUCUCCCUCUGAUGCAGGCCGGAACAGCUCUGACUCCACCCCCUCUACCCACUCUGACUCCGCCCCCUCAUCCUCCACCCGUGUGCCCACCAGCAGCAGCUCCUUCGGCUUCAAGAAACCUGGCUCCUCUGGGCCAGCCUCCGUCACCACAGUAACCACCUCUGGCAUCGCCAUGGUGACAGCCAGUGGGGCAACCAUCACCAGCGGCUCAGCCACCCUGGGAAAGAUCCCCAAAUCUGCCGCACUGGUGGUUGGGGCAGGCAAAGAGAGGUCUGGACUGAAGGGGGCGCCAGAGGGCACUCUGGUAACCCAAGAGGACGGAUACUUAGCCGCCAGGUCAACGUUGCAGUACCGCAGCCUCCCUCGGCCAUCCCGCUCCGGUUCUGCCACUCACCAUGGCAACCGCUCCUCCACCAGCAGCAUCGAAUCAGGACUGUGCACACGAGCCCCUGCCCUAGCCGCCGUCACAGCCAAUAAGACUCGAGAACCCGCACCGAAGACCAAUGGGAGCUUAACACCUGCCAACCAGACGGACAAGGAGAAGGGCGGAGCUUCAGAGACGGACAGCCUGAGAGCUAGUCCGAUUGGGUCGAGUGGAGGGGCGGCGACUAUUCCACAGACGGCGAGACAGGGCAAAUACACAGAGGUGUCCUCACCUACACUGCGCAGACUCUUCGGUGGAAAGGCUAAGCAGGCCCCUGUGACCACAGCUGAGAGCCUGAAGAACUCUGUGGUCAUCUCCAACCCUCAUGCCACGCUCGGGCACCAGACCCUGCCCUCCGGCGGGCCCCUGGACUCCAGUGGGGGCAGCGAGCAGGCGUCCAGCCCGGGGUCGGUGUACUCAGGGACGGGGACCUGGGGGACCACCAUCAGCAGCUCGUCCGCACUGGGCUACCCCUCCGUCAGCAGCCUGCACACUAGCAGCGAGUCCAUAGACAUGUCGGUGAGCAGCGGGCAUCACCGUGACGACGCUCACCCGGUGCUCACACGGACCGGCAGUGCCAAGACGGAGAGGUACACCCCCUCAGCGCAGCUGCGUCAGGAGGAGGCUCGUGAUUGGCUGCGCUCUCACUCCACCAGCGGCCUGCAGGAUUCGGCCUGUAACUCUCCAUUUUCCACCGGCUCCAGCCUGACCUCGCCCUCCGGAACACGCUUCAACUUCACUCAGCUCGCCAGUCCCACCACAGCGGCGCAGAUAAACCUGGCCAGCCUGCGCAACAACAGCGUAACCAAUCAGGACAGCGUGCUGGACGUCUGCGGAGACACCCGUUUGCGGAACUCCUGCAUGUCUCUGGACGAGAAAACACGAACCAUGAGCCGCUCCGCUUCAUUUAGAGACGGAUUUGAGGAAGUUCAUGGUUCCUCCCUCUCUUUGGUCUCCAGCACCUCCUCCAUCUACUCAACGACUGAAGAGAAAUCACAGUCAGAGAUCCGUAAGUUGCGCAGAGAGCUGGACGCUUCUCAGGAAAAGGUUUCCGCCCUGACAACACAGCUGAGCGCUAACGCCCACCUGGUGGCAGCGUUUGAACAGAGCCUGGCGAACAUGACCAUCAGACUGAAGAGCCUCACCAUGACCGCAGAGCAGAAGGACUCUGAGCUGAACGAGCUGAGGAAGACGAUCGAGCUGCUGAAGAAACAGAAUGCUGUGGCUCAGGCCGCUAUUAAUGGAGUCAUCAACACACCUGAACUCACCUGCAAAACUGAACGCACAGGUUCUAACGGCUCGGCGUGCAUGCAGCCAGAGCUGCGUAUGCGCAGACAGCACUCCUCUGACAGCAUGUCCAGCGUCACCAGCACAACCAGCCACUCUAGCAUGGGCUCCAACAUCGAGAACCCUGACAAUAGCAGCAAGAAGAAGAAGAAGAACUGGGUGUAUGAGUUGCGGAGCUCCUUUAAGCAGGCCUUCACCAAGAAGAAAUCUCCAAAAUCAGCCUCCUCACACUCGGACAUCGAGGAAAUGACCGACUCUCUGCCCUCCUCCCCAAAACUGACCCACAAUGGCUCCACCGCGUCCACCAUGUCCGCUCCACUGCUCAGGAACUCGCACUCUAAUUCACUGCUGCAGGACUGUUUGGACGGAGAGGCUGAGACGGUGAUGCAGCUGCGCAGUGAGCUCCGGGAGAAGGAGAUGAAGCUGACAGACAUUCGGCUAGAGGCGCUAAGCUCCGCCCACCAGCUGGACCAACUGAGAGAGGCCAUGAACCGCAUGCAGUCUGAAAUAGAGAAGCUGAAGGCGGAGAACGAUCGCCUGAAGAGCGAGAGCCAGACAAGCGGCCGAGCAUCAUCUCAGAGUUCACUCUCUAACCCCCCUCACUCUCAGACACCCACAGCCGGCCUGUCGCAGCACAGCCUCAACCUCACCGAGUCCACCAGCUUCGACAUGCUGCUGGACGAUGCUGGAGGUGACAGUUUCCGUACAGAGGGCCGGCACGUGAAGAUUGUGGUCAAUUUGCAGGAAGACGCACCAUGGAGAGAGGAAUGCAGGCCACGGGACUUCAUGAUUGGCUGUAUUGGGGUGAGCGGAAAAACCAAGUGGAACGUUCUGGACGGAGUGGUCAGACGGCUUUUUAAAGAGUACAUCAGGCACGUAGAUCCGGUCAGUCAGCUGGGACUAGGCUCAGACAGUGUGGAGGGUUAUCGCAUCGGGGAUGUGCUGAGACCCAGCGGAGCAGACACGCCGGAACUACUUCCCUGUGGCUACCUGGUGGGAGAGAACGACACAAUCAACAUCUCUCUGAGAGGUGUGCGCUCUCAGUGUGUAGACGCUCUGGUGUUUGAGACGUUGAUCCCUCGGCCGGUUCUGCAGCGGUACGUGUCUCUGCUGCAGGAGCACCGGCGCCUCAUCCUGUCAGGCCCAAGUGGAACAGGUAAAACACACCUGGCCCAGCGGCUCGCUGAACACAUCGUACUGCAUGAGGGACGCACGCCCAGCGAUGACAACAUUGUCACAUUCAACGUAGACCACAAAUCCAGCAAGGAGUUGAGGCAGUAUUUAGCUGCAGUAGUGGAACAGUGUUCUGCAGGGCCAGACGCUGAAGCUCCUCUGGUUCUAAUCCUCGAUAGUCUGCACCACAUCAGCUCUCUGGGGGAAAUAUUCAACGGCCUGCUCAACUACAAAUACCAGCACUGUCCAUACAUCAUCGGCACUAUGAGUCAGGCCACAUCAUCAUCUCCAAACCUGCAGCUCCACCACAACUUCAGGUGGGUGCUGUGUGCGAACCACACAGAGCCGGUGAAGGGCUUUCUGGGUCGUUUCCUGCGCAGGAAGCUGAUAGAGACAGAGAUCAGCAGCCGGAGUCGGAGUCCGGAGCUGGUGAAGAUUAUCGAGUGGAUCGCACGUGUCUGGCUCCACCUCAACCGCUUUCUGGAAACACACAGCUCCUCGGACGUCACCAUCGGUCCUCGGCUGUUCCUGUCCUGCCCCAUGGACGUAGACGGGUCGCGGGUUUGGUUCACUGACUUGUGGAACUACUCCAUCAUACCGUACCUGCUGGAGGCCGUCAGAGAGGGACUGCAGCUGUACGGACGCAGAGCACCAUGGGAAGACCCCGCCCGCUGGGUGAUGGAAACAUUUCCUUGGGGGUCGAACCCCAUGCAGCCUGAUUGGCCAGCUUUACUGCAGCUCCGCCCAGAGGAUGUGGGGUUCGAUGGAUACUCCUCCUCGAGAGAGGGAGCCAGUAAACAAAACACUCAGAGUGACAGUGAUGCUGAUCCACUGAUGAACAUGCUGAUGCGGCUGAAGGAGGCGGCAAACUGCUCCAGCCCACAGAGUUACGACAGCGACUCCAACAGCAAUGGUCACCAUGACGACAUCCUCGACUCCUCGCUGGAGUCCACGCUGUGAUGCUCCACUUUGCCUUUUCAUUUUACUCAGCACUGACGUUUCGGUGAACGUUUUUCCCUCCAGCUCAGGCAGCUGCUUUCAGAUUCAUCUCUCUGCAUGGGUGCUGGAAACCUGUCCAGAGAAAAGUGGCUCCAUCCUCUGAAAAAUGGAAAAAACAAACAAAUACUGCACUACCCAUAAUUCAGCUCAUCUUCAAGCCUCCACUCAUGAAGCAUACAGAUUUUAAAACAGCACAAACAGCGACAACACUGUUCCCAGGAGCAUUACUUCACAACUUCUUCUCUCAGCUUCUUUUUAUCCUGACUUUCAAGAAAGAUUUCAGCAAAAAAAAAUCUAAUUUAGAAAAGACUUUUAGCUUAGCUUUGCAACAAAAUGUAGCAGAGGCUAGCCCAAACUUGAUUUUUUAUGCAUUUUAGUCUGUGUUCACAGAUAACAGUGUACUGAACACUGUCAGAAACCACAUCAAGUCUAUUAGAGAUACCGAACAACUCCACACAAUCUGAGUGUGCAAUGAUUUAGUCAUGCUGUUAGCAUCAUGCUAAUAAUGGCUGCUUGGAUUAUUUACCUACAUUAGCCUCGUAGCUCCACUGCUAAAACUCAAAAGGCAAACUUCAGACACCAAACAUGUCUGAGCUGAUUCACUACAUUUGGAUUAAAGGGAGAUAAAUGUGCAAAUUUGACAUUUACUUCCACCAAAUGAUAAUUUUUAGCAUUCUGAGAGAAACUUCCGCAGAGAAAAUGGUGCUAUGAAGGAUGCUGUGCCCCCUGCUGGUGAGAUUUGGGAACUACAUUCAGAAAAAAGACUGGUGGACAGAUUACACACAUAUAAACUCCACUACUGUGCCACAAAGUUUGUUUAUUGUGAUGCUGGCCAUCGUCGCAUAUCUUCAAUGCAAUAGCAAGACGUUCUGGACAGAUUUUAGAAGCCUAAUUUUGGACCAAACAAGAUGUUCGGCCCACGAAACAAGCUUUUUGUGUAAUUUUACGUCAACAAAACUACCGUUGUGUCUUUUUGCUAUUCAAAGAUAGCGGAUAAUUUAUUUUAAUGAUCUCAUAUCUAUCCUGGAUCUGCUUUUUCUUGCACCAGCGCUGAAUAAUUUACUCUUUCAUCAACGAGGCAGGUCUCCUUUGCACACUUGUUCGCUGUAGCACUCCCACAUUCGCAUCACUCUGGCUGUUUUUUGUUUUUUUGGUGCUGAAUCGACCCUGGUGCCUUAAAUCUGUUUUGUAACGUAAACCCAAAAGGCACUGUGUUUAUAAAUGUUUUUAUACUGAACUCUUCAUUGAACUGUAACAGGGUUCUGCUGUUUUUUCAGCCUGCCGGACUGAAACAGCCUUUAUAGUGGCUUUAUUAUGUUGUCAUAUCGAACAGUCAGUGGACAUUAAAGUCACCUUUUUUAACAUCGUAGACCUUAACAUUGGCAUCACUGAGGCUGGAAAACAGUGACGUCACUAGCAAGCAUUAGCACAACAACAGUCUGUGUGGGAAGACGUGAGGCUUUUUUGGGGGCUCAACCGAUACGAACAUCACCGAUACCAAUUUUAAGGAGCUAAACCUUCUGCUAAAUGAUAAUAUCAGUGGAUAUUAUCAAAAUGUAAACAGCUAAAACAGUGCUUUACUGACUAAAAUGAUUGCUAGUUUUCUUAAACUCAAACAUUAAAUUAACAAAAAUUAUAAAAAGCCUGUAAAUAUUGUUGGUGGAGCUUCCCAGCAUUUCGUUGGUUUCUGUUAAUUAGCUCUUAUUGCAUCUGAUCUUUUAACCUGAAAGUGAUCAAGUUUAAAGGUAGGUUUGAAUGCAUAUUUUUUGUUAUUUUAAUUAAGAUGAAAGCAUUAAAAUGCUCAAAAAAUAAAGAAAGCUGAGCUGUCAUUCAUUGCAAUGUAAAACCAGCCAAUAAUGUAAAUAUUAGUGCCAAUAUCAAGCAAAUGUAAAUAUACAAUAUAAAUAUCAACAGCAUUUUUCAACAAUCUUGAUGAAUGAUAUACCGGUUGGGCCCUUCUUUCUUUGGUGCUUCGAGAUGUAUUUGGUAUUAAAAGCACACGGUGCUGAGAACGAAAUGGUGGGAGUUUUAUUUGGUUUUGUGAGUUUAUACCUCAUUGACCUCCAGGGCCUUUACUUUGGCCUUUGAGUUCAAAUGUGAAGGAUGGAAAAUUACUGUGUAACAGCCACUCAAUGCCAUAUCACUGCUGCUUUUGUAGGACUGUAAUCAUAAGAACAGGUACUGAAGAUUAAUUUUGAAUAUGGAAAGUGGCUGCGUGAUUAUUCACUCGAUUAUUUACUCGAUUAUUAGCAGAUAUCAGGAGUCAGUUGUGAUUUUUUCAUUUUGAAUCCUCUCCAGUAUCAUUGCUAACUUUGCCUUGGUGCGUUUCCAAUAUUAUGGCCACAUCGCUUCCACUCUGUUUCAGCGUUUUUGGGUGUUUAAAGUCGUCAAUCCUAUGCAACAUCAUCCUGGAUUUCAAACGGAAGCCAAAUACUGUAGCUAUCUAGACACUUUAAGCACUGCCAAUAUACAUAAACAUAUAAAUCUAUAUAUAUUGAAUGUACAAUGUGUAAAUAGUCUGUGAAUAACUCUAGGAUAUGUGCCUAUGAUUUUUUUUUCUGAAUUAUGAUGAUUGCUAUAAGUCAUUGCAAGCACAGAUUCUGUACGUGUCGAGUUAAUCUCUGAAUGGAUCCGAGUUGUGUUAUUGAAUGUGUAUUUUGCUGUGUACAUAUAAUAACAUAUCUGAAUACAGCUGCAUUUUGAUGAAUACUCUUUUUACUACAUGUUUAUAACAGUGCGUGGAGAUGGGUAUUUUGUGUACAGUGUCUUUUUCAUCUAAACAGGUGUUCGCUGAUAAAAAUCUCUGACAGGACGAUGGUGAUGAUGAUGAUGCCUCUCAAGGAUAUACUGAUCACUGUACCAGUCUUAAAUUAUUUACAAUUCAAUAAAACUAAUGAUUAUUUAUGAA
Messenger RNA from Colossoma macropomum (tambaqui), 9924 nucleotides. It is a transcript of the gene nav2a, whose product is annotated as neuron navigator 2a. The transcript has 37 exons. The coding region runs from base 132 to 6977 and encodes 2281 amino acids. Gene Ontology annotation, molecular function: ATP hydrolysis activity; protein binding. Gene Ontology annotation, biological process: nervous system development; neurogenesis. The record is from RefSeq and is a predicted model, not a curated record. Lineage: Eukaryota; Metazoa; Chordata; Actinopteri; Characiformes; Serrasalmidae.